This is a messenger RNA of Xiphias gladius (swordfish), 3256 nucleotides long. It is a transcript of the gene cyb561d1, whose product is annotated as cytochrome b561 domain-containing protein 1. Gene Ontology annotation, molecular function: transmembrane monodehydroascorbate reductase activity. The transcript has 3 exons. The record is from RefSeq and is a predicted model, not a curated record. NCBI's taxonomy places the organism in Eukaryota, Metazoa, Chordata, Actinopteri, Istiophoriformes, Xiphiidae. Bases 758 to 1558 code for a protein of 266 amino acids.
CCAGGAAGUCUAACCAAAAAACGAACCGCCAGCGGAGAAAGCUUGAGCUUCACAAUCUUUAUUUUUUGGUACCCAGUUGCAAUAUGUGGACGACUGCCUUAUCAGACAGCUGAAACUUUGGUUUCCAAAGCUGCGGGAGCUACACGGGAGAUGUUCAAAUAACUAGCCUGCUGACAGUGAGAGAACCCGUGUAAAGCCUGAGUGGUAGUGAAUGAAACCGGAGGAGACGCCGCACAGUUUCCACUCUUGACGGUGACGUUUUGGCAUCUGAUCCACUGGCCAACCUAGUUCUUUAAUCCUUGGUUGGAAAGCAUUUGGCUCGGAGGGAUUACAUCGUCAGCUUUAUUUGUUUCGUGAAGUGGGCGAAAACUAGACUACGACUUGAAAGUUAAUCGGUUUUGCCUUCAAACAAUCCCUUUAAAACGAAUACUUUAACGCCUUGGGUCUUCCUUUCAAAAUGGGGGGAGAUAAAGUGUGAAGAUAUGUGACUAUCUGAGGAUUGCCACAGGAUCAUAGAAACCACAGUCGAAUAUUUUUCAGAUCCCAUUUUCUUUGUUUUCUUUUAUACCCAUUGCACAUUUAUACAGUUUACGUUAUUAAAAUGCUUUAGCUGGACGCAUAAUUUUGAAAAACGAUAUACCGGAAGUAGCGUGUGUAGGAAUUGUUGUGUAGCCGAGCCUGACUGAGGUCGUGUUUAUCGGAUCUCCUGUCGACCCUGUUCUUCGGGUUUGCCUGCUUCGUAACGACAUGAUUAUGAAUGUCACGCUGUGUCUCGGCAGCACACGCGCCGCGUGUUUCCGUUUCGACGCAACGUUUCCACGCGCCGGAGCCAGCGGGUAGCAGUUGGGUCAGCGGCAUGCGGUCCGAUGUGGAGUACAGCCCGGUAGGAGAGGGGCUGGGGAUGCGCGACUUCUGGCUGUACGUGUGGCUGCGGAGGGCGGCGCUUUUAGCGGCUCAUGUCACCGGCCUGGGCCUGACCCUCAUCAUCUCCCUGCUGUCCAGACCUGGAACCAGUCUGUUUUCUUGGCAUCCAGUGUGUAUGUCUGUUGCAUACUGCCUGUGUAUGACUGAAGGCAUCCUCCUCUUCUCAGCCGAGGGAUCUGCCUUCUGCUUCAAAUCUCGGAAAAGUAAAGUCCGUCUACACUGGUUCUGUCAAGCUCUGGUCCUGAUAGCUUCAGCCACUGGACUGGGCUUCAUGGUGGCCAGCAAGAAUGUCUCAGAGCGCCAACACCUCGUCACCUGGCACAGUCUGCUGGGCAUCGGCACCCUGGCCGCCACUGUGCUCCAAGCGGCUUGCGGUAUCUGCAUAGUCUUCCCUAAGCUGCUUCGCCUCUCCCCCUCUCUGCCCAAACUGCAGCUGUACCAUGCCACCUGUGGCCUGGUGGUCUACCUGCUGGCCACAGUGACUGUGGUGUUGGCCAUGUUCUCAGACUGGUUCCAGGCCACAGUGAAAGGGGUGGCCUGGUGGGCCUUCCUCCUGCUGCCCCUCUUCCCUGCCCUGGUGGUGAUGAACCAGAUCACUAAUGCCUUCCUGCCCCGCAAGAAGAUCACCAGCUAGGAAGUGCAGAGGAAACAGAUGAGAGAUUCACUUUAUUCACUCAGUGGCCGUAUUGGAUUGACAUUGUGGUGGAAUCAUGAGUCUUCAGCCAAAACAGCCUUUGAAGAUAAAACGGCUAAAGCAAAAUACUUCAGAUACUGGUAGUUGCAUAGACAGUAAAAGAACAUAAAAACAUGGGUGACUGCCUUAAACCACAGGUUUCUGAAAGGUAUUUUUGUUUGUUACUGGAGCUAGAAAAUCCUCCUGAGGCAAAGGGGCAGAGGGAGGGUGGAGCUCAGAUUAGACAUAGAAAUCUCAGACACCACAUUUGAUUUUGAUCAUUUGUGCUCAUUAAUGAUGAAUUUGUACUUUCCAAUUGAGAAUUUGUCUUCAGAAAUUUGAAAGUACAAAUUUCUGCACACAGAUUAUUCAAUUUCUCCACUCAGUUGAAUGUAGAAAGUCAUUGUAGCAGUUGCAGUUUGUUGUGUCUACUGCAAAAAUCAGAACGUUAGCAGCAGCUUUGCUUUAGUGUGGAGAGUUAACACUUUUAUUCCAUUUGCUAAAUGAAUUGAGUAAUUAGUAGAAUGAAAGAAGUAAUUUUAGGGGAACAAAACAAAUGUUUUGAGCAGAAGUUCUGACCUCAAGAGUAUGGAUAUAGUGUGUGCACAGGUCUUUAGAAAUGUUACCCCUACCCAGCUUACAUGUUCCCGUACACCAGCUUAAAACAGUUCAACUUUGACACCUUCAGCUUCCUAAAGCUCUCUCUCCUGCUUCAAAUAAGACACAGAGGAAUUUUCAAAGAAUUCAAUGACACUAUGCACAAUAUGUGGGGUUCCUUGCCAAAUGUAUACACACAUGAAAGCCAGGACACCAUAGAGGAUGGUUAUCCUGACACAUUCCUGGAGGCGACCCCAUAGCUGGAGCUGGUGAACCCCCUGAGCAACUUUUGUCCGUUGCCUCUUUAGAGGAAUAUUUGCACUACAUAUGCAGUGAAAGCAAAACUCUCAAAGACACUGUAGUGUAUGUAGACUGGUUUCUGAAGGGAUAUGAAGCACCUGCUGCUGUUUGAUUGAGCUAGAGUGAUGAAGGUGCUGUGGAUGAUUCUAUACCAGCCUGUAAAUUCUAUUUAUUUAUUCAUUUAUGAUAUUUUUUAAUUGUGUCUGUUCUGGCUGCUUACAGGUGCUACAUGAAGCAUUUUAGCAUUAAAGCUCCAUCAAUCAGUAUUUGUUUAUAUACUUACACUGAAUCGAAUGAUGACAUAAUGUGAAGCAGUCACUUGCAGCAACAAACCGGUAAAGAAUGAUCACCCAGCCCUGCAGCUUUACAAAGCCUCUUUUAGCUGAUUGUUUUGAUUUUAUGACAUGUCUACCGUUGGUUCAGUCUCACGGCUCUCAUUAAGACAAAAAAUAAAAAAAACGAACAUAAUUGAACAUUUAACAGCUAAAGAGACAGAUAUUUUUCUCAGGAGUUGGUGGAGAGCAAACCACAGCUAAAAGAAGACUGAAUAUUGAACUAACAGUGCACUUUAAGUAUUCAGACACCCUUGACUUUCUUCACAUUUAUGCUGAAAUCCUUUAAAUUAAUUUUCUCCCUCAUCAGUCAAUACCCAAUAAUGACAAAGCCAAAACAGAAUUUUAGAACUUUUUGCAAAUUUAUGAAGAUGGAAAAAGCGAAUUAUCACAUUGACAGAAGUAUUCAGACCCUUAACUCAGUAUUUAA